Messenger RNA from Canariomyces notabilis, 1059 nucleotides. Its product is annotated as cytochrome P450. The coding region runs from base 187 to 792 and encodes 201 amino acids. The transcript has 2 exons. The record is from RefSeq and is a predicted model, not a curated record. Lineage: Eukaryota; Fungi; Ascomycota; Sordariomycetes; Sordariales; Chaetomiaceae. Gene Ontology annotation, molecular function: monooxygenase activity; heme binding; iron ion binding.
CAAUAAGCAAUGCAAGCAGUUGUCUUUACUACUGUGUGAACACUUGCUUGUGCACUUGUUGUAGACCCUUUGGCUCUACCGAACCUCACCCCGUUCAAGUCAACCUUCAGUCUGAGGAGUCCCUUUCAGUGGUAGGGGACCGAGAUUCGUCACACAAUAACACAGGCGAUCUUCGAUCUCUGCUCCAUGCCAGAAUUUGUCGAGCCCCUGCGGUCCGAAGCGCAAGUAGCGCUCGCUCAAACCAACGGAGAAUGGCAAUUCUCAACGACCAAGAAACUCGCUCGUUUGGACAGUUUCCUAAAGGAAUCCCAGCGCCUGAAUCAAUCUACGUUCCUCGGCUUCCAUCGCAAGGUAAUGUCCCCCAUCAAGCUAUCCGACAACACAACAAUCCUCCACCCCGGAAUCACCAUAUCAAUGCCCGGAUAUGCCAUGGCGCGCGAUUCCGCAUUCUACGGCGAUGACGACCCCCUACGCUUCAACCGCCUGCGCUUCUAUCUCCCUUACAAGGAGGAGGAUGACAUAAGUACUACUAGUAGUACCGAUCAUGCACGGCACCUAGACUACACGGGCAUUGAGCCGGGGAAUAUCUCGUGGGGCAGCGGAAGGUUCACCUGCCCCGGGCGAUGGUACGCGGCCGCCAUGAUCAAGCUGAUCUUGGCCAGCCUGCUGCUCGACUAUGACGUUUCGUUUCCCCCUGGACAAACUGAACGGCCGCAAAACGUCAAGUAUGACACGGAGCUGCUUCCGGAUUUUGGGCAGAGGAUCGUUCUGCGGAAGCGGCGAGUUGCCUGAUUCCUCUUGGUUGUAUGUACUGUACAUGUGAGCGACUCGGCGGUGGUAAACUUUUCACGACACUGCGGAGAUUUCAGUUACGGUGUAGAUGGUAUCAGAUGUUGGGUUUAUAUAGUUCCUGGUUGGUACUAGCAGGCUCGCUCAAUGGCUCCGUCGCCAAGUUCAAGUUGGGUACUAAUACAAGAGAAUAAUCUUCGGUUAUCUGUUUGCUCCGUCAAUCAACAAAGUUGAACUUUGAUCGGCACGUCAAGUUCGGGACGCCAGGCG